Messenger RNA from Suillus plorans, 3381 nucleotides. RefSeq names its product ARM repeat-containing protein. The record is from RefSeq and is a predicted model, not a curated record. The coding region runs from base 1 to 3381 and encodes 1126 amino acids. Gene Ontology annotation, molecular function: protein binding; RNA binding. Gene Ontology annotation, biological process: nuclear-transcribed mRNA catabolic process, nonsense-mediated decay. Gene Ontology annotation, cellular component: exon-exon junction complex; cytoplasm. The transcript has 19 exons. Lineage: Eukaryota; Fungi; Basidiomycota; Agaricomycetes; Boletales; Suillaceae.
AUGGAUUCAGCACUCCUUAGAGUCGACGAAGAGAAGGCACGCCAUGCUAAACGUGUAAAGCUUAGGGAGCUGAACGCUGCCAUGGACAUCCAAGAGUUGUCUAGGCUGGACUCCACCUUGAAGCGCCACACUGGUUUGAUCAAGCGCAUGCGCCUGUCUCUUGGUGCUGAUCAUCGUGACCAAAUCCUCAAGGACAUAGACUCGUUGUCGCUGGAAAAGUACAUCGACGAGAUAGCUGGGGCCGCACUAGAAGGAAUCAUGAGAUGCAAAACGGAGAAGGAUAUUUGGAGUGCUGUUGAGGUUAUUUCAGCUCUCCACAGACGCUUUCCCGCAGCAUUUACUACUCCUUUCAUUUCAUCAUUGUCUACCGCACUUGCUGCCCCGUCUCGUGCAGCUCUCUCUGCGUUACCUCCUGAACAGCGGGAGAAGGAGGAUUCUGCGCGAGUUUCUCGACAGCGUCCCCUUCUCCGUGUCUGUUCUGAGCUCGCAUUAGUCGGAAUCAUUACUGAUGGACAGAGACGAAGUGGCGGUGAAUGGAUAAUGAAAGUAUUGAGGGAAUUGCUGUCUAACGAUCCAACCUUGUCAUCUCUACCCCUUCUCUCCAUAUUUCUGAAGUCAUACUCGAGACCAUAUUUGGGCCUGACGCCUCCUCAGAGCAAGCAGAUAUCCGCUGAAACAGAACCUGGAACCUUGUCUUCAACAACUACGAACGCCACCCAAGGAGAAUUUCCGACGCUCUUGCAUGAGGACGAGGAACUUGUAGAACAAGAAAUUCGGGAUCGAUUCAAGCGCAUGUGCGAAGGUUAUUUUGACAGCGUUUCCAAGAAACUCACCAUAGAGCACAAGCGCCUGCAAGAUCAAGAUCGUAGGAAUCAUGAAGCAUAUAUCCGGUCUGGGGAGAUCUUUGAGGAUAGGCAACAAGCGUAUGAGAAGAUGACAAAAGGCUACGAGAAACUACUUGCAAGCUGCCAAACACUCUCGGAACUGCUGUACCUGCCUAUGCCGUCAUUGCCCACCGCGUCCCAGAAGUCGGAUUCCAUCCAAAUUGGAGGAAAUGCCGUCUCGGGCGAUGAUGAAGAUCCUCUCGCGAAUUCUGGGGGUAAAUGGGAGGACGAGGAAGAGCGUCGCUUCUUUGAGGACAUCCAGGACCUAAAGGACUUCGUGCCAAAGUCAGUUUUGGGCAUUGAGAGCGACGAGAAAGAAGAUCAGGAGAUCGCAGAAGAGAGAGAAAAGGUGGAGAAGGAGAAAGCAGAUGCUGAAGCAAAGAAACUAGAAGAGGAAUUGGAGGGCCUGAAACUGGACGGUGAUCGAGUAAAUGGAAGAAACGACGGUACCACCGAAGUUGAGAUGCGCGAGGAAGAACCCGAUGGUACAAUCACACCGACACCGACGUCCCCGACUAAGGCCUCAAGUCCCCCGUUGUCUCCUCAACUCGCCCCUCAGGGACCAUCGCAGCUACUUACUGCUUUACUUGCACGCCUCCCCGAUGCAACAAAUCGUAGCAUGAUUGACCAAGCUGCAAUCGAUUUCGCGUUUUUGAACUCCAAGGCGGCUAGGAAGAGACUUAUAAAGUUCUUGGGUGCUGUGCCAAAGAAUCGGACCGACUUACUUCCUCAUUAUGCAAGGUUUGUAGCAACUUUGAACAGAUAUAUGCCGGACAUUGGUGCCGAGCUUGUGGCACUGCUGGAUGAAGAAUUCCGCUAUUUGCAACGAAAGAAAAAUGUGGUGAAAGAGCUUGCAGAGGUUCGCUUGAAGAAUAUCUUAUAUUUGUCCAGCUUGACGAAGUUUCGCGUCGUGCCUUCUCAUCUUGUCCUCCACAUGUUCAAAGUAUGCUUGGACGAUUUUUCUGGAACGAACGUCGAAAACAUCUCGAUUCUCCUUGAAGGGUGCGGUCGCUUUUUAUUGCGCAGUGACGAGACUAGGGAGAGAUUUGGUACUAUGCUUGAGCUCAUGAGGCGUAAGCAGAGCAUGCAACACUUUGAUCAAAGACAAAUCCUUCUACUUGAAAACGCAUAUUAUCAGUGUAACCCACCUGAACGAACGCCGAGACAACAGAAGGAGCGCACUCCUUUGGAACUUUUUAUCCGCCAUCUUAUAUAUGACGUUCUAGCUAAAAAGACCAUUGAUAAGGUCCUUAAGCUCCUUCGCAAGCUUGAUUGGGAUGAUCCAAUUGUUCAACGCGCUCUGCAUAAAGUUUUCACCAAACCUUGGAAAAUCAAAUAUAGCAACGUCAAUUUGUUGGCCAUGCUGACAUACGACCUCCAACGUUAUCACCCUGCUUUCGCGAUAUCGGUUGUGGACCAGGUUCUUGAAGACAUUCGAAGAGGCUUGGAACAGAACGUCUAUAGCACGAACCAACGCCGUGUGGCUGCCAUAAAAUAUCUGGGUGAACUCUAUAUCUACCGGUUGUUGGGGUCGAUCCUAGUGUUUGAUACAUUGUGGUCGCUGGUCACAUUCGGACAUCCUGAAGGACAUCCAUUGCCCCGUCAGCCUUGCCCACUGGAUAUGCCUAACGAUUUUUUCCGCGUUCGUCUCGUUUGCGUCCUGCUCGACACUGUUGGCAUGUGCUUCGACCGAGGGACUCAGAAGCGGAAGCUUGAUAAUUUCCUUGUUUUCUUCCAGUACUAUGUCUUAUGCAAGGAAGAUCUGCCCAUGGACGUUGACUUUAUGCUCUCUGAUUCGAUCGAGGCUAUCCGGCCCAAGAUGACGAUGUAUAAUACAAUAGAAGAAGCCGCUGUAGCUGUCGAUGAUAUGUUCAAUGCUGCUUUGCAGAACGCUGGUUUAUCAACCGGUGAGGAUAGUGGCGAAGACAGCGACGAAGAAGGCGAACGGCCUCAACAACAAGACGAAGACGAUGAUGAUACGACUGGUCAGGAAUCUUCGAAUGAAGAUCGAACAGCGUCACCUGACCCUGUUAUCGUCCUAUCCACACAAGAACAUCUCGGACCAUCUGAGGAAGCUGAAGCCGAAUUCGAGAAAGAGCUUGCUAAGAUUAUCACAGAUUCUUCAGCCGAGUCUAGAAAGGUUGACAAGAAGACAGCUUGGUGGGAUUCUGCCGUUCUCGCCCCUAAUUUGCGCAAGAAACGGGCUGACGAAGGUGAUGUCGAUGCUGGCGGCGACAACAAGCCAGACGGUGACGCCGUGAUGCAGUUCACUGUCAUUACUAAACGUGGCAGUAAGCAGCAGGGUCGCCAUCUUCUUGUACCAGCCGAAUCGGCGCUCGCCGUACACACGCGAUCUGCACAACUUCAAGACAAGGUAGAGCAGCAACAUCUCAAACGUUUGGUCCUGGACUACGAGCAGAGAGAGGAAGCAGAAGAAAUGAAAGCUCUCGAAGUGCGCAACAGGGCUGGUGCAAUCAAGAUCCGCUAUAUCGGAUAG